This is a messenger RNA of Mitosporidium daphniae, 5178 nucleotides long. Its product is annotated as DNA polymerase. Bases 1 to 5178 code for a protein of 1725 amino acids. The record is from RefSeq and is a predicted model, not a curated record. Gene Ontology annotation, biological process: DNA replication; leading strand elongation; base-excision repair, gap-filling. Gene Ontology annotation, molecular function: DNA binding; single-stranded DNA 3'-5' DNA exonuclease activity; DNA-directed DNA polymerase activity. NCBI's taxonomy places the organism in Eukaryota, Fungi, Microsporidia. The transcript is spliced from 2 exons. Gene Ontology annotation, cellular component: nucleus; epsilon DNA polymerase complex.
AUGAUGGCUCUGGCUUAUAAGGAUCCCCAGAAGCUUGCCGCAUAUUCUGUUUCAGAUGCUCUAUGUACUUACCAUUUGUACAUCAAAUAUGUUCAUCCUUUCAUUUUUUCGCUCUCCUCAAUUAUCCCUUUAUCGCCUGACGACGUCUUAAGAAAAGGCACGGGUGCACUAUGUGAGACGUUGCUGAUGGCAGAGGCUUUUCAGGCCCAUAUCAUUAUGCCUGACAAGACUUCCUAUGGAGGCGGACAUAUCAUGACUCCAGAUGGAAAACAUUUAAUUGAUACAGAAACGUAUGUUGGUGGCCAUGUAGAGGCACUUGAAAGUGGGGUUUUCAGAAGCGACCUUCCUGUCCAAUUUAACCUUGAUGUGGACGCAUUGGGAGAGCUACAAAAUGGGCUCCGCGAAACCAUUUUGUUUUCCUUAUUAUCUGAACAUGGAGUCACACCACAAGAAAUUGAAGACCUUGAUUCUAUUAUUGAAGAGCCCAAAAAAACUAUAAAUGCCCUUAUCAAAUGCCCUACUUUUGAAGAAAAGCCGUUGAUAUAUCACUUGGACGUUGCUGCCAUGUAUCCAAACAUCAUUUUAACAAAUCGGCUCCAACCCCCUGCAAUUGUGAGCGAGGAAUCGUGUGCUCUAUGUGACCAUAAUCGGCCAGGAAAGCGCUGCCAACGCUCAUUGGAGUGGUCAUGGCGUGGUGAGCACUUUGUGGCACAAAAAAACGAAAUCAAAAUGAUUCAAAAUCAACUCUCUGGAGAGGUUUUUCAAAAAGGUGGCAAAACUUUACGAUGGGCCGAUCUUUCACCACUCGACCAGGAGACCAUUUUUAAGAAGCGAUUGUCCUCAUAUUGCAGGAAAAUUUACAACAAAAUACAUUCCACCAGCAUUGAGAAAAGAACGUCUAUUGUAUGCCAGAAAGAAAAUCCAUUCUACGUUGACACUGUUAAAAGAUUUCGAGAUCGUAGAUACGAGUAUAAAACUCUUCAUAAGGAGGCCAAAAAGACUCUGGAAAAGGCAUUCACAUCCUCGGUAGCCUUGGAAGAGGCAAAAAAGCUUGUUGUAUUGUAUGAUUCUUUACAAUUAGCCCAUAAGGUUAGCAUUGGUUUUCUUUUCUUAGGUCAUCCUGAACUCUUUUUAUGGAUAUGCGUUGUUUGUGAAACAGGAGGAUCAAUAAUUCGAUUGGCAAGGCAGUGGAUGGAAAGGCUGGGACGUCCACUUGAGCUGGAUACUGAUGGUAUUUGGUUAAUGCUUCCCGCAUCGUUCCCGGACAGUAUCAAGAUACCCCUAAUUUGUGGAAGGUCGAUCACUCUCUCAUAUCCUUGUGUCCUUCUAAACAGGCUUGUUCACUCUCUAUUUACCAACGACCAAUAUCAUUCUCUUUUAUCUCCAACUUCAUGUCCGCCAAAGGAUCGUCAAUAUGAAAUUAAAAGUGAAAAUUCAAUUUUUUUCGAGAUUGAUGGUCCCUAUAGGGCCAUGAUCCUUCCAGCSUCCAUGGAUGAAGAUAGGCUUUUAAAAAAACGAUAUGCCGUAUUUUCUUCUGAUGGAUCUUUAGCUGAGCUAAAGGGAUUUGAGGUCAAGCGAAGAGGAGAGCUUCGUUUGACAAAGCUUUUUCAAAGCGAGCUUUUUAAUGCUUACUUGGAGGGGUCUUCACUCCUCCAAUGCUAUGAACAUGUUUCAAAGGUAGCAAGCAAAUGGCUGGAUUUGCUUGAUUCAAAGGCCAAAUUGCUAUCUGCUCAUGAGCUUUUUGAAUUGGUUACUGAAAGCAGAACGAUGAGCAAGCCCUUGAGCCAUUAUAGUAAUUCUGCUAAAUCUCCCUCCUUGACGACGGCAAAAAGGCUGUCAGAAUUUCUCGGGAAUGGCAUUCUUGCUGGAGGCGGAACUUCAGCGUCGCUUACGUGCGCCUAUGUCAUCGCAAAUGGAUCUUCGAAUUUCUCUGUUGCAGAAAAGGCGAUUCCAGUUGCAAUAUGGUCUGCAGAAUCCGAGGUCCGUGAGUUUUAUUUGACAUCGUGGAUAAAAUCGAUUGGGGGCAAUACGUCUUCCUUGUCCUUACAUGAUGUGCUGGAUUGGGCAUACUAUAAGGAGAGAUUUAUAUCUCUUGUCCUUAAACUGAUAGUAAUACCUGCUGCUAUGCAGGGGAUAGCAAAUCCGUUUGGAAAGCGGGUCCAAGCACCGUCAUGGUUGAUGCACUCCGGGAAAAAUAUUUCAUCGGACAACAAGAAAAUUCAGCAGUCGCUAAAGAAUUCGUGGAAGGCGAACUCAGCAAACCUCUCUAUGAUUGAAACUGUUCCUUUUUUGGAGGACCCGGCCCUUCUCCUGAUACCUGAGAUACAAGUUUGCAAGUCUCAAGCACCACGGCAUGAACUGCUCCACUCAAGUUACAAAAAAUGGCUUCAAGCAAUGAGAUUCCGUUGGUCAUCUAUUAAUGUUGCAAAGAAAAAAAGAGGCACUAGAUGGUCACUUCCAUCCUUCCACCAGGGUCCUUGCUCGGUUCUUGGAGUUUCCUUGCUCAAGAGCGAAAGAAAGUUUCGAGUCUGGCUACUUCCAUUAUACUACAAUGGAAAGGGCGGGCCUCUCAGUAGCCUUCAAAGAUUUGAUAUUGAGAUUCAAGAAGCAUUUUCGGUUUGUGUUGAGGUUGAGCCAGCUGGAAUUGCAUCUUUCCUUCAGUAUUGUAAAUUGAAACAUUGGUCUGUCCUUUAUGAACAAGAAAAGGCUCCAUAUUCAAUAUUGCCCGAUGGAACGGCACCAGAAGGCGUUUUAUUGUGGAUCACACAGCCCUCUUUUGGUGCGAACUUGAUAUUCCAUCAAAAUGUCCUUGCGAUCUACGAAAUGGCCGAUCCUCAUUUUAAGGCACUGCUUGAAAUCGGCGCUGUUGUUAAGGGUUCAACAUCAAUCUGCACCAGGAAAGACGAAAUAUCCAAUUUGUACUUGCCAUGUAGCCUUCCAAUUUUGUUCGUAUUUCAUAGCGAGCACAAAAACUCGAACUUUUUGCUGAUCAUUUCGGAGACACCGCCUUCACUGAAGGCCAUCAUUAUUAGCUCUGGCAUUGAAGCUAUUUCAAAGAGUGCAGCCGAAAAAAUCGCACUCUCAAUGAACAUUGAGAUCUCUUCAUUUACAAUCGAUACCACCUCUAGUACCAAGCAGUUCGCCAAUUCGCUUUUACACCAUCUAAAUACAAUAUAUAGCGCUACUUCUGCAUUGUUGGUGAUUCAAAGCAACUCAGAUCUUUUAAGUCGGUCCAUCAACCAAGAAGAACGUCCAAUAUUAUGGAGAAAAUUGGCAAGCUCCGGGCCCUCCGAUAUAUCUCAGGCUUUGGCUCUUUCUCAAUACUAUUUGAAGGAAUCUUUCCAUUCAUUUCUUUCUGUUCAACCUUGGAUAAAGGAUGAGCUUGAUAUCUGUCGUACGCUUAAUAUCCCGCUUUGUCGGCAAAACUGGCCUCAUGAUGAAUGGGCAAAUUUGGAUAUUGCUUACGUGAGAUCCCUAAGGGCAUCCGGUCGUGUUUUCUCGAUGAAAUGUGAUCAAGAGCGGUCUAAUCUAAAUUUGGGGGAAUAUCUUUCCAUCCAAAGUGCAUUGUUGGAAACCAAAAAUUGUUCUCUAAAUACGAAGCCUCUUCUGGGGGUUUCUUUUAACAAGCAUCAAGAAAGACCUUUUCCCGAUCAAAGUUGUGCGAAUACUUUUCUCAACCAACCCGGGUUUUAUGAGAAUGUUUGCUUUAAACUCGAACUAAAUUCGAUUUUCAUUUGCGCAGUUUUAGAAGCCUCUGUGCUUAUCCCAUCUGAUAAUGUAGAUACGAACGCAAGCACAGAAGAUGAUGCAGAGCUUUGCAUCAAAAAAGAUGCACAAAAGUACCUUAAUGGCGUCGAGGAUAGUUCAUCUCCGGUCCUAAGAAGAAUGAAUCGAAUAAUCAGAGAAACAUUGAAAUCCGAAUCUUUCGUAACAUCUUUGGGUGCUUUUCCUAUCCAUACCAUGCAGGGGAAGCAGUCAAUUUUGCCUCUUAUCAAUCUCGUCAGCAGUCUAUUGAAGAAGCAAGCACAGGGUAUGUCAGGGCCUAUUGUUGUACUAGGCUUUUUUGACAAUUGGAUUUGCAACUCGUCAGGGCCUGCGUCUAAUCUGCUGGGAAGCAUUUAUCAAUUGAGGCAUAAACUUUUUCUAUUGCUAAUAUCAGAGUUUAAUCGAUUAGGCUUAACCGUCGUGACGCUGGGAAAUCAGCCUUCAGAAAAAUCGGUGUCCACGGCGUUGCUGAUUGCCACCAACAAAUCUGACGAGUCAAGUGCGCUUUACCACUUGAAUUGGGCAAUUGGCGAAAUUGCUAAAACGCCCGGUCUAUGUUGGAUAGACUUGAACCUUGUGACGGGCUUGAAGAGAUUGUUUUGGAUGGAUCGCUUUAACUACUUUAGCGAGCUGUUGACAUCGGAUUCUGGCGUUUCGGCUGACUGGAUUUGGAGCUACGCUGCCAAAUUGCUCCCGCAAGACGCUGCUGCCUGGGCUUCGAAGGCAAUUCAUCUGGUAUUUGAAGGUCUCUCGUCCAUCUUUCCUACCUCUGAAGACGAACCUCAAUUUAGCGAAAAGAUCGUGAUGGAUCUUUUUGGUCUUGUUCAAGAAUUUGCCACCGCCUACGAUGAUAAAGAAAACAAUUCCCCGCAUGUGUCGAUCGUUUUUGCUCGUCUUAUUUCUAUGCUACUUUCAACGGACUCGAGGAUUUCAAUGGUUGAUGUAAAUUCUAUCAGCAGAUCUUUACUUGCCUUGGCCUCGGGGACCAAUGUAAUUAAUUCCUCAUUGAAGACUCUCCAUUUGUUCGAUCAGAACAACGAACUACUUUGCCUUGAAAGCGAGGAGAUAUUUGUCUCUGUGAAAUGCCAAAACUGCACAUCAACAUGUACGAUUGAUUUGGCUGCUGAUAAGCCUGUUUGUCCGUACUGUCAUUUUGGUAUUUCUGAAAGCCAGGCCACUCAGGCUGCAUACGGCCAUUUGCAAAUAUUGCUCUGGGAUGUGUGUUCAGCCUCCGACGUUGCCUCGUUUGAAUGCUAUUCUUGCGGUACCACUUCAAAUCGUUCUGUUUCUAAAUGGUGUCCAAAGUGCACCAAAGCAUAUUCCUCUGUUCACAGCAUCCGUUGGAAAACCUGCACAAAAGAGCUGGAAAGAGUUACACGCAUUUUUGGUAAAAAGAUCGCCAGUUUUGUAUGA